Molecule: messenger RNA, 1557 nt
Organism: Westerdykella ornata
Lineage: Eukaryota; Fungi; Ascomycota; Dothideomycetes; Pleosporales; Sporormiaceae
Product: WD40 repeat-like protein
Exons: 3
Coding region: 1-1557 (518 amino acids)
Biological process (GO): mRNA splicing, via spliceosome
Cellular component (GO): U4/U6 x U5 tri-snRNP complex
Molecular function (GO): U6 snRNA binding; protein binding; U4 snRNA binding
Source: RefSeq, a predicted model, not a curated record
AUGAGUAUGCAUCCGGCGAGGCAGGCAUAUGUGGAGGAGGACGAGCCUGCGGGCGAUGCCAUGGAAGGGAUUGACCUUGCCAAUGUCCCCAUCGACCGCGACCACUUCAUGCCCGCUGCCGGCGGCAUCCCGAGCGAAAAAGCUUCUGAGCUCAUGUCCCAGUUUGAGCGUAAACGACGAGCCGCCCAGAUUCACGUACCCACCGCCGACCGCGAUGUUCGAGCUAGGCUCCGUGCCAUGGGGGAGCCCAUUACCCUCUUCGGCGAGGACGCGGCCGACAGACGUGCUCGGUUACGCACCCUGCUAGCAGAUCAGGCCGAGCAGGCCGGCGAGGAUGGGGAUAUUCAGAUGCAGGAGUCCGAGGCAGCUGCAGCCGACGAGCAAGAAGAGGAGUUCUACACUCAAGGCUCUCAACUGCUUCUAGAGGCGCGGCGGGAUAUGGCCAGGUUCUCGCUUCCCCGGGCGAAGCAAAGGGUUGCUUUUCAGCGAAACGAGUCGUCCAUUCCCCUCAAGACACAUAUCGCAUUCCGCAAUCAGAUCAAAGAGCGCUUACAAGGAUUCGAUCUCUACGGGUCGCAGAUGUCGGAGCGCCCGGUCGGCAUUGUCCGCUUCUCGCCCAGCGGCGAGUAUGUGGCGUGCGGCAACUUUGCCGGCCAGAUAAAGCUGCUCGACGUCCCUAAUCUGGAGCAGAGGAAGGCUUAUCGCGGCGGCCACACGGAUCGUACCACUGGUAUAGAUUGGGCACCCGGCGCAACUCUUCCAGGAAGCAACAUCUCAACAUCCGCUAUGAAUUUUGCCUCUGGUGGCGGAGGUGGGAAGAUUCAGCUUUGGUCUUUGGAUGACGACAAGCCGAUGAGAACUUUGGAAGGUCACAGUGAGCGCGUAUGCAGGAUUGCAUUUCAUCCCUCGGGUCGCUACCUCGCUUCCGCCUCCGAGGACACCACCUGGCGACUAUGGGAUGUUUCGACGGGGCAGGAACUCAUCAUCCAAGAGGGCCACUCAAAGGAAGUGUACACGGUCAGCUUCAAUGACGACGGAUCAUUGAUUGCAAGCGCUGGCCUUGACAGUAUAGGACGUGUGUGGGAUAUCAGGACCGGACGGGUCAUCUACAUGAUGGAAAGCCACAUCAAACCUAUCCAUGGGCUAGACUGGAGUACCGACGGCUACCGCCUGUUAUCUGGCUCCGCGGAUGGCUUCAUGAAGUGCUGGGAUGUGCGGGCCAUGAGGGAAACUAACUCAAUCGGCGCAAACUCCGGAGGAGUCACUGAUCUCCGAUGGUAUAGAGGGACCGACGGGCCAAGCAGUGGGAUCCCCCUGCGCGUAAAUGAGAAAGGCGAACUGGUUCCGAAGAAGGCCUCCACAAUCGUGGUGUCUUCAGGUUUCGACAAGAGUAUCAAGGUAUUUUGCGCAGAUGAUUGGGCCCUCUGCAAAACACUCAAGGGCCACGCCGGGCCCGUCCUCAGUACCGACAUCUCCAGGGGUGCCGCUUGGAUUGUCAGUGGAGGAAAAGAUCGCACAGUGAAGUUGUGGUCCCGGGACGACAUGGAAGGCAUAUGA